Messenger RNA from Baudoinia panamericana UAMH 10762, 657 nucleotides. RefSeq lists its product as uncharacterized. The transcript has a single exon. The annotation marks the transcript as partial. Gene Ontology annotation, cellular component: membrane. Gene Ontology annotation, molecular function: serine-type endopeptidase activity. Lineage: Eukaryota; Fungi; Ascomycota; Dothideomycetes; Mycosphaerellales; Teratosphaeriaceae. The record is from RefSeq and is a predicted model, not a curated record.
CUCCUCGUACUAGCGGGGAGCUACUACCUAGCGACCAACUACACCCCUCCACCCAAAUCAGCAAGACUAUGGCCCGACAUCCCGCCCUCCAUCGCUACAAUAUCCACCAUCACCGGCAUCCUCGUCCUGACCUUCAUCCUCGGCCGCCUGCCCCCAUUCUGGCGUACUUUAAACAAAUACAUGGCCGUCAUUUCCCCACAGCCACAACCCCUCAGCAUGCUCGGCGCCGUCUUCCGCCACGAUACUUUCUACCACCUAGCAGCCAACGUCCUAGUUCUCUGGGCCUUCGGCCCAGCCCUCAACACCGAAGUCGGCCGAGGAAGCUUCCUAGCUAUCUUCCUCUCCGCCGGCGCCGUGGGCAACUUCGCCUCCCUCACCCGUUUAGUGCUUACUAAACAGUGGACGGCAUGGUCUUUUGGCGCCUCAGGGGCCGUGCUGGGGGUGUUGGCAGCGACUUGUGUCGUCCGCCCGAACGGGAGUGUGAGGUUGGCGCCCUUUUUGGGGAGUGGCGAGGUGCCGUUUGCAAGUUGGGUUGUUCUGGCGCUUGUGAUGGCAGCGGAGGUGGUGGCGUUGAGGUGGCGGGUGGGGGGCCGGAGCGAUCACGUCAGUCAUCUUGGUGGUAUGGCUACUGGUGUUGCUGCGGGCAUGAUGCUACGU